Amoebophrya sp. A120 is the source of this 1696-nucleotide messenger RNA. The record is from the annotation of a GenBank genome assembly. NCBI's taxonomy places the organism in Eukaryota, Dinophyceae, Syndiniales, Amoebophryaceae.
CCGUGCGCGAAAAAUUCUCAAUCACAAUCUUGCCACAGCAACGACACGAUAAACUGGAUCUGUGUGAGGAGCUAGUAUGUAGCGAAAAAUUUUCUACGGGGUUGCAUUUCUACUUCAAAGUUCAACUUGGAUUUCCGUUCCUGCGCCUGGCCUUCAAGUUUUCCCUGACCUCCUUCGUCCGUCUUUUCAUCACAGCGACUGUGAACAAAACAUGAGCAAAUCUACAACGUAAAAACAAAAAGAAAGAGAAACGGUCACCACCAGGAGCACGUGGUGGUGGAGGUUUAUUAAUUUCAUACUCGGCUUGUUCCUGGCUACCAUUCAUAUCAAGUAGUGUCACUUCUACGUAGAAGACCAUAUUAGGUGGACAAGACAAGAACAAGCGUCGUGGUCAAUAGCCAUCCGCAUCCCUUCUCUUUAGCUUUACCCCUCAUCUUCAGCAAAAGUAGACCCCCUACAUACAACUUCAACUUCCAAAAGAAAAAGAUGGCGAAGGUAAACAAGGAGUCGGGUAACACCGACACGAUGAUGCACCACCAGCUGAAGAAAUUGGGGCAGCAGAAAGACAACACCAAAAUCAUCGAGGUGGAGUUAGGUGCGGAGGAGCUCUCCGGGAAGCGGAUGUUCGAUUUCAGACAGACCAUUUGCCUGAACUCGGAUCAAAAGUACAUCAAAAACGAGAACAUCAACAAGCUGUUCAUACCCCAGGACGAAUCAACAAAACUCGUCUCCGACGCCGACGCGCAGCUGCUAAUAAAGAUUUUCUUCCAGGAGAAGGUGAAUUUGACGCAACUCCAUUUCCGGGUGGACGAAAAGCCGGAGGAUGUUGACGGCGAGGAGACAUCUUGUGAGCCGCCCGCAAAAAUCCGGAUUUUCACCAACCAGCCGGACUUGGACUUCUCCGACAUAGAGGACUACAAGGCGGUUUUGCAGCACGACUUCACCAGCGAAAUUACGGGGUCGAAGGAGAAAAAUGAGGGGACUUGCCGGGACGUUUUGAAGCUGCAGUUAGCCGGACCGAAGUUCCAGCGGUGCUCCUCGUUGCAAAUCUUCGUCGAGGAAGCGUUCGAAGAAGCGGAGCUGUCGUUUUUGAACUACCUGGGCGUGCACGGAAUUCUCGCGCCGGACUACCACACCAGCUACAACUGAGCAGAAAGAUGGUUUGUAUAGCGGGAACGGAAUUUCAUGGAUGAAGAUCAUACACGUAGGAGGUGGAAGAGGAAUAUCGAAACAAGAACCAACCAACUCAUCAGCCUAUUUCACAAUCAUAAGGACAAGUCAGCACUCAACUCUAAGAAAUAGAACGGUGGGGAUUAUGACUUCAUGGGAACUUGUUCAACGCCGACGAUAACGAUAUGACCAAGCAAGACAAGGACUACAGAACAGCACCUGCAGAGGCGGUUAUGAAGAAUUUUCUCCUGAGUGGUUGCAGAAGGUUUUUGCGAAGAUAGAUUGAAAGACGCCGCUCUUUUCGAGGGUCUUCAGUGUCGGCCAAAUAGGCACCUUUGUGUUUGGACAAAGAAAAGAUAUUUAGCUUCUUGUCCUGUUGAGUUCAGGGCUACUUACCGCGUCGAAUGAUAGGAAACGCUACUGAGAAUGACAUGGCGCACGAAUAUUAUUGCUCCUGUCUGAUGAAAUUGAAAAUGAAGCAACGUCGAGGGUUAAUGAAGAAAACAAACGGCACGCCGGACGCUGU